AUUUUUCACAUGUCGAUGACGGAGGAGACUAAUGGAAUUCCGCCACAACCGCCGUCGUCGGCGGAACCAACGCCGGCGGAGUAUACAGGAAAAAUUGUCUCACCAAUUCAUACGUUCUUUGCAAUGAUAUUGUGGCUUGGCUCUGUUCACCUUAUCGCUUUGAUCAUCUUGGGUUCCUUCUUAUUGCUCCCUCUUCAUAAAUUCUUCCUGGUAUUGGGAAUGCUUGUGGUGCUUAUCGUCAUCCCAAUUGAUGAGAACAGUAAAUGGGGCGUAGCUAUGGCCAGGUACAUAUAUAAGCAUGCGGAUGGUUAUUUUCCUGCUACUCUAUAUGUUGAGGAUAUUAAAGCUUUUAAAGCUGAGCAGGCUUAUGUAUUUGGGUACGAGCCCCAUUCAGUUUGGCCAAUUGCAGCUGGGAUAUUAUCAGAUCUUACAGGCUUUAUGCCUUUUCCCAAAGUCAAGCUCCUUGCAAGUACCGCAGUGUUCUACACGCCAUUCAUGAGGCAUUUAUGGACAUGGAUGGGACUGACUGCAGCAACAAGGAAGAAUUUUUCCUCUCUUUUAAAAGCUGGAUGUAGCUGCAUAGUGAUACCGGGUGGAGUACAGGAGGCAUUUUACAUGGAGCAUGAUUCUGAGGUUGCUUUUCUAAAGGCAAGGAAAGGAUUCAUACGAAUUGCAAUGGAGACCAAUUCCCCCUUGGUUCCUGUUUUCGCCUUUGGACAGUCCUUCGUUUACAACUGGUGGAAGCCACGGGGGAAGUUCUUUCUGAAACUCUCUCGAGCUAUUAAGUUUACACCAAUCAUCUUCUGGGGUACCUUAUGGUCACCUAUACCCUUCCGGCGACCAAUUAUUGUGGUGGUUGGUAAACCAAUACAUUUCAAGAAAAAUUCUACACCCACCAUGGAAGAGGUUUCUGAGGUACAUGGUGAGUUUUUGAAAGAACUUCAAAAUCUAUUCAAUAGGCAUAAAGCGCGUGCUGGUUAUCCUGAUCUUGAGCUACGAAUUAUGUGAGUGAUCGAUCUUUACAAAUUAAAAUUGCGAGUCCAGACCAGAUAGAUUGGUAGCAGCAAGCAGGUAAAAGAAUAAAAGUUCCUAGAUGUGUAUCAAGGAACUAACAUCUAAAUAUUAUGGAAAUGAGUUGUAACUUAAUGAUGUAAAAUGUUCUACAUUUUGGUCGUUAAAUGAUUGUUAUGGCAAAAUUUAUUAG
Molecule: messenger RNA, 1204 nt
Organism: Cynara cardunculus var. scolymus (artichoke)
Lineage: Eukaryota; Viridiplantae; Streptophyta; Magnoliopsida; Asterales; Asteraceae
Product: diacylglycerol O-acyltransferase 2D-like
Exons: 9
Coding region: 10-1008 (332 amino acids)
Biological process (GO): triglyceride biosynthetic process
Cellular component (GO): endoplasmic reticulum membrane
Molecular function (GO): diacylglycerol O-acyltransferase activity
Source: RefSeq, a predicted model, not a curated record